AACUGGUUUUUUUAAUCAGAUUUCUUGUUGAUACGUGAAUUGUCUUGACACAAAGUAAAGUGCUGAGACAUGGAAAUUCUACAGAAUAGGCAGAUUGACAAGGAAGAAAUACAAGAACCCGAGGGAUCAGGAUGUGGACAUGGCCAUUUAUCAACAUAGAUGCACGGUACAAGCAUGGACGGUCAGAUUCAUAUCGCGUAGCAACCAUCUCAACCACACAUGACGACAACAAGACAGCUGAUGGAAGGGACAAGUCUCGUAAAAAGGCAAAGAAGGGAGACAAUUUAGAUGAUUUGAAACAGGAAUUGGAUAUCGACUUUCAUAAGAUUUCUGUAGAAGAACUAUAUCAGCGAUUCAGCACAAAUCCGGACACUGGUCUGACACAUGCAAAAGCAAAGGAAAAUCUGGAGAGGGACGGUCCGAAUGCCCUCACGCCACCUAGACAAACUCCAGAAUGGGUCAAGUUCUGCAAGAACCUUUUUGGAGGCUUUGCCUUGUUAUUGUGGAUUGGUGCAAUUCUGUGUUUCAUUGCCUAUUCCAUCCAGGCUAGCACAGUGGAAGAGCCAGCAGAUGACAACCUGUUCCUUGGCAUUGUGCUGGCUGCCGUAGUCAUCGUCACCGGUAUCUUUUCGUAUUACCAAGAAAGCAAGAGCUCCAAAAUUAUGGAAUCUUUCAAAAACAUGGUGCCUCAGUUUGCCACGGUGCUACGAGACGGCGAAAAGCUGACGUUGCGCGCCGAAGACAUUGUACUGGGCGACGUAGUAGAGGUGAAGUUUGGUGAUCGUAUCCCAGCGGAUGUUCGAAUCAUUGAGUCGCGGGGCUUCAAGGUGGACAACUCGUCACUGACCGGCGAGUCUGAACCACAGAGUCGAGGUCCCGAGUUUACCCACGAGAAUCCACUUGAAACCAAAAACCUGGCUUUUUUCUCUACCAACGCAGUGGAAGGUUUGUGUCUUGUCUUAUUUGUACGCUGUGGUGAGCAAAGUGUCACUAGUACAGGUUUAUCUUGGAGUUCUUCAGCAUUCGACUGCUGCUCUAUAUUAUAUUCACUUAUGUAUCAUAUACCAGCCACGUUUGUCCAAAUUCCAGGCGUGCAGUACGACAGGACAAGUCCAGGUUUCAAGGCAUUGGCAAGAAUCGCUACUCUCUGCAACCGAGCCGAGUUCAAGCCCGGUCAAGACGGUGUUCCAAUUUUGAAAAAGGAAGUGAAUGGCGAUGCUUCGGAAGCUGCGUUGCUCAAGUGUAUGGAACUUGCCUUGGGAGAUGUGUUGUCCAUUCGUAAACGAAACAAGAAGGUGUGUGAAGUUCCUUUCAACUCGACCAACAAGUAUCAAGUGUCUGUUCAUGAAACAGAAGAUGCCAAUGAUCCUAGACAUCUGUUGGUGAUGAAGGGUGCCCCAGAGAGGAUUCUGGACAAGUGUUCUACCAUCUUCAUCGGUGGCAAGGAGAAGGUUUUGGAUGAGGAGAUGAAAGAGGCAUUCAAUAAUGCAUAUCUGGAGCUCGGAGGUCUGGGAGAGCGAGUGCUUGGUUUCUGCGAUUUCAUGCUCCCAUCAGACAAGUUCCCUCUGGGGUUCAAGUUUGACAGCGAUGACCCUAACUUCCCGCUUACUGGGCUCCGUUUUGUGGGCCUCAUGUCAAUGAUUGACCCACCGCGUGCUGCUGUACCAGAUGCUGUAGCCAAGUGCCGUUCUGCAGGUAUCAAGGUCAUCAUGGUGACUGGUGAUCAUCCUAUCACUGCCAAGGCCAUUGCCAAGUCAGUAGGAAUCAUCUCAGAAGGUAAUGAAACUGUCGAGGACAUCGCUCAGCGACUCAACAUCCCAGUGUCUGAAGUGAAUCCUCGAGAAGCAAAGGCUGCUGUGGUCCAUGGAACUGAGCUUAGGGAUUUGUCUUCAGACCAGCUUGAUGAAAUCUUGAGAUACCACACUGAAAUUGUGUUUGCUCGGACUUCGCCCCAGCAGAAACUUAUCAUUGUGGAAGGUUGCCAGCGAAUGGGAGCCAUUGUAGCCGUGACAGGAGAUGGUGUAAACGACUCUCCUGCCUUGAAGAAAGCCGAUAUUGGUGUUGCUAUGGGUAUCGCUGGUUCCGAUGUCUCUAAACAAGCCGCAGACAUGAUCCUCUUGGAUGAUAACUUUGCAUCCAUUGUGACUGGUGUUGAGGAAGGACGACUCAUCUUUGACAAUCUAAAGAAAUCCAUAGCUUACACCCUGACAUCCAACAUUCCUGAGAUUUCACCAUUUUUGGCAUUCAUUCUGUGCGACAUUCCACUGCCCCUUGGUACCGUCACCAUCUUGUGCAUUGACUUGGGAACUGACAUGGUGCCUGCCAUUUCCCUGGCUUACGAGGAGGCAGAGUCUGAUAUAAUGAAGCGACAGCCCCGUAACCCUUUCUUAGAUAAGUUGGUCAAUGAAAGGCUUAUCUCCAUGGCCUAUGGACAAAUUGGCAUGAUUCAAGCAGCUGCUGGCUUCUUCGUUUAUUUUGUCAUCAUGGCAGAAAAUGGCUUCUUACCUCAGGAUCUUUUUGGAAUCCGAAAAAUGUGGGAUUCAAAGGCUGUCAAUGACCUUACGGAUUCUUAUGGUCAAGAAUGGACAUAUCGCGAUAGGAAGCAGCUGGAGUACACUUGUCACACAGCUUUCUUUGUGACCAUUGUGGUUGUACAGUGGGCUGAUUUGAUUAUCUGCAAAACACGACGAAAUUCCAUUGUCCAUCAAGGAAUGAGGAACUGGGCUCUGAACUUUGGACUUGUGUUUGAGACGGCUCUGGCUGCUUUCUUAUCAUACUGCCCCGGCAUGGAUAAGGGUCUGAGGAUGUACCCUUUGAAGUUUGUGUGGUGGCUACCAGGCCUCCCGUUCAUGUUAUCGAUUUUCGUCUAUGAUGAGGUGCGUCGUUUCUACCUGCGUCGGAAUCCGGGAGGCUGGCUGGAGCAAGAAACAUACUAUUAAUCUUAGAAAAGGCAAAGCAAGCUCGCGAGUGAAGAUGGGUCCCUGAACACUAGUGAAGAUGGUGGUUCUGAGUUAACAUUCAGCAUUGUACUAGGAACUCUUGAGGGCAUCCAAGUUGUUUUCUCAAAAUUCAACCUGAACGCUUCGCUGGAGCCACGUUUUAGUAGGCAAUUGUUAGGGACUACCACAGAUGGUGCGACAAGAGGACAGACAUGGGGUGGACAGGUGCCCACGUGCUAGGCAACACGAGUAUGCAUCGCAAUGUGUUGGUGCAUGUAGGACCAGGUAGAAGUGCUAGUGCAACUCAAUGCUGGUGGUUCUCAGCCAGACAGCAUUCUUGCUAGACUGUUUCAUCAUAAAGUAUUUUAUGAAUAAGAGUAAUUGGUUGUUAUAACUGCAAGAUGUAUAUGAUUCUGCUGUUAAAUCUACACUUUAAACUUGUUUUAGUUUGUUUAGAUGAGGGUUCUAACUGUUAUAAGGUAUUGAGGCCAUGACGUGUGUGACGGCAAGGCAAAGAUACUUUUACCUUGCCGUUAGAGGUGACAGAUCUGGUCUCGAUAGCGUCUCGUCUGCGUAGCAAGACCCCCAGCAUCACGUCCUCCAGUGGCCGGUGAGGGCGUUAGUCUCGAUGCAGUCGUGAAACCCUACAAAGUUUUGGUAAUAAAAUUGGGAUGGUUACAUAUAUUGACAUUGAAAUUGAGCUAUAUAGAUAUAUACUAUGGAAAUAUAUAACACAUACACAAAUGUUCAUUUAUUAUAGAGUUGUAUGUUGGAAGUUCUAAAAACUUUAAAAAAAACUGUCACAAAUGUAACAAUUGAGUGUACAAAUUAAAAGCCUAAUGAUCCACCAUUCAAGCUGGCAUUGUCCGUAAGUACUUAGUGCAUGGGCCGGGGAGUAGCCGCAGUCCAGCAAGGUCCCUUCCCCCUCAUGCUGUUGUUCACCUUGCUCAAGUUGAGAUUAUCUGCUUUUGUAGCCAGCAGUUUUCCUUGUUUUUCAUCAGCUCUGUCACACACAGUCUUCUCAGUAGUAGCUAUCAGAAGUGUCAUUGUCUUCAAUUGGGCUGCGUGCUUCGACCGGGUCUAGCUACAUGUGGGAAAAAAACAGACCUGGCUUAUAUGGUAGUCUUUCAUAACAUUCCAGACUUCAGAACAGUUGCCUUAAUGGAAGGUGUUCUUAUCGAUUGAACACACACCACAUAAUGUUUUGCCAACAUCCAUUGUCAACUGUUAAGCUUCUAUUACGAGUUAAUUUACCUAGCUUGGUGUGAAAAGUCCCAUCUGUUGCAUUUAAGAAGUUGUUGAAAAUACCAUUACCUUGUUAGAUGUGAUUUCCUGUGCUGGGAAAAGCAGUACAUUGCAUAGUAUUUUUCUCCCAUUUUUUUUCUUUCUUUAUGACAAGUUAUUACAUAGAAGAAUAUGAAUUUUAGAAUAGUGAUCACCAAUCAGUUGUAAGGAUUGUGCUGCAAUAAAUGUAGGUCAUACAAACCCAUGCUUUAAAAAACUGGAUAUGUAGAAAUUAGGUGUGCAUUAGGUUAGUCUAACAGUGUCGUGAAAAGAGAAGGUCACUACACGAAUCUAAUGAUUGUGUGUCUUGUUAAAAAGUGGAGGGGGGGAGGGAUGAGUUGGUCUGUAAGAGAGCAGGCAGAGAGAGAGCAUGGACAAGACUUGGCAACCUUGUUGGAUGACACGUACCCUCCCGCUGGGUUAGCCACAGUUACGGUACUUGAAAUACAACUAACCUUGGACUGGUGAAUGAACAAAUGAACAGUUUCUCUCCCAGCUGACGAAGAGUGGCUGGAAAGUUUGUUUCUAUCAGUUUAAUUAUUAUAUUGUAAAUAUUUUAAAUAUUGAAACUCUCAACCAAUAUUUAUGUUCUGGUUAGAACUUUUCCACCUUCUUCUUGUAUUGGCUAGAGAACAAGCUAUAAAAUAAAGUGUCAAAAAGUUUGGGUGUCAAUAAAAUACACAAAUAAACAGAAUUCUUAAAACACACAUCAGUUGGAUAUAUUCAUUGUUUGACUAGUAACCAGUUAAUAAAAUAUUAAAAUAACUCAUUCUUAAUAGCCAAUCAUCUUGAUUUAUGCAGACUACUUACACCCUGAUCCUUGAUGUGCUUGUUUCGAUGUGGCAGUCUAGUGCGAUGUGAUGCAGUUUUGUAAUAAAACGUUUAUGCAUAUAUCAUUAAUAAAAUAGUAGACAAUAAAUGCAGAACAGUUCAAAUACAUAAGGAGUUUAGUUUUGCAAUAUUAUAUGGCAUUUUGGUGAACUGCCCAGAAUGUUAAUUAUUGUUACCUAACCCCCCCAGCUUUGACUAGAGUAAUUUGAAAUGAAUGUGGGGUAGGAAAUUACAUGUAAUGUUUGCAGAAAUUUGAUGGAAUAAAUACUGCAACAAAAAAACCCACGAAAACUCCAAGAGAUGCAUAGAACUAUGACCAUAAGAUAAAACAUUGAAUGCUGAUACUGAAGAACAGGUAUAUAUGUAGGGGUGGUGGAUGUAGAAUGUUUUUAAACUGUCCAAUGCCAUAUUCCAAGUAGAAUAUAUGAGGUUCAUAAGCCUAGUAGGUCCAUUUGAAAAGCAAAGCUUGUAUAAAUAAUUGUGACAUAUACAUAUUCCAUCAGACAGAUAAAAACUUUUUACUUGUUUUAAUUUGUGAAGUAGGUUAUACAGUUUGUAAGAGAAAUUAAUUUCCCACAUGGACCUAUAGAGGCAGCUUAGAAUAUUUUCAUAGACCUCUUAUCAUUCAUUCAUUGUUGAGUGUGCAGAAUCUAAUACUGAUUACCCUUUAAUUUUCUGGAAGGAAAAUCUGUUGUAAUUGCCUUGUCAGUCAGUCAGGGAUCAUAUUACUCUGUUAAACUGCCACUACAAAAUUUUGUAUACUCAUUUAUGACAGAAAUAUAAAUAUGUUCAAUUUUGAGUCAGUACAGUUAACAGCCUGGUUUUUUGCUCAAUUAAUUUGUAUAUAAUAAAACAUCUCUGAUCCAGUAUCUGUUGAAUUUUGAAAAUAUCCAUUUUGUUUGUUGAAAGGAACAAAGCCAAUGCGUGUAUGUAGGCUUGUGUUAUAUUGGUAACAUGAUACAGUGAAGUUUUCUUGGGAUAUAAACCAUCUUGGACCAGGACAGUUUCACUAAUUUCAUAAACCACAAAGGUGAGGCCAUCCGUUUUUAUUUCUAGCCAGUUUCUGCCCACAAGAAUGCCAAGUAACGCUGGCCUUGGCUCAGGUGUUGGUGAUUAUAUGUGCCUAUUCCCUGUUUAUUCAUGUCUUAAUAAUUCCUAUAUUAUUCCUACUGUUACUAUGUUAUUUCUUUCUUAAAUUAAAACAUUGCCUGUUGACUUUAAAUACAGUUAAACUUCUGGCAGUGCAGCAUUGCCUGAGAAGACUUCAUUGCUGUUGUAGAUUUGUUUCUUUGAAUGCUGAGAUGUGAUGCUUUUACAUCGUGGUAGCCAAAAAACAAGUUUGGAAUGGUCACAUCAGUGUUCUGUGUUGUUACCAUGUACUUCUCUUCUUGAAUUUUUUUUUUCAGUUUACUUCGGAUAUGAAAUUCUCGUACUCUGGAAGCAUCUUUGUGUUUGGUUCAAAUCCAAGUAUUAUUGGUAUGUGACAGCAGUAAAAAUAUAUUGAAAACAAAAAUGAUGUUUCAGAAAGAAAAAGAAAUUAAUAUUAAACUGCCAUAUGGAAUAAUGUUUUCCCGUAUUUGAGGUACGGUGCUAUACAGUACAUUAUGGGUGAAGUGGGUGGAAAGAAGUAUGCUGUUGGCAUAAGAAUGUAUGUUUUUAUUCUAAAAUGAAAUUCUGAAUUCAUGUCUUGGAUAAAAAGGAAUGUUGGGCAUAUUGAAAAUAAACAUUAUUUUGUUUCCAUCUUACCUCACAAAACUCUGAUUCAUUGAAGCUCCUGUGAAAGUGGUUAUUUUUCGUUUGAACAUUACAAAACAAUUUUAUUGUACAUGAGUAUGUUUCUCUGAUGUUCAUUUGUUUCCGUGGUUCAUCAUAAUGACUUGUGUAUGUAAGCUGGUAUGUGCAAAGGCUCUGUUUAUUAAACUGUCUUAAUAUUUAUCUAAAACACUUCCUUUGUUUUUGUUUUUAGUGAGAACUUGGCAAGUAAUCUGGAUUGAAGUGGUGUGAAAAUAUCAGGUUAGCAUUUUAUUUUAAUGAGAGUUUUCAGUAUCAAAAUUUGUUGUAGAAUGCCAUGUUCUUAUGAGAUAAAAAUGGGUUUAUUUUGUGUGUGCUAGAUGUAUACAACAGAAAAAAGUAUACAGUAUAAUCAAACUUUGAUUUUUCUCCUGUGUGCAUCUUUACACUCAUUCUGUUCAAAAUCAUUUAUUAUUUCUGCUCCAAAGGUGAAUAAUUGUCAUGCAUUUAUCAAAUUGAACAACUUCAAAAAUUAACAAUUGCCGUUUGUAUUUCUCAUCUAAUAAUGUAAAUGUUUUUGACAGAUACUACAUGACUUUGAACUAGGAAGUCUAGAUGAGUGCAGUUUUAAUUUAUUUUAUUAAAUGAAGUAUAAUGUGGGACAGCACUUGUUUACCAUACUGUACUACUGAAGACACCUCAGUACAGUUCCUUUGUCAUGUAUUUGUGGAUAAUGCUCCAUUAUUUCUCAUGAUUUAUUUUUAUUUUAUACAUACAGUUUUCUUAGAUUGAAAUUAGUUAUGUUGCCUUCCAUCAUGUUGGUACUUGAUAUUCACCUUCCCUGGUAUGUAUUUCCUGCCCUCUAUUUUUACUGAACAGAUUUCUAUAACUGUAGACUUCUGUGGGAGGUACCCAGUUCAAAUCUCAGCCUGCUUACUGCAGCUGUGGAGUUUGCUUAUUGGAAGCUCCAAGAAUAGAAACUGUGUAAAGAUGUACUCCAGCUGAGCACACAUUUUUUCAAAAUAUGUUCUUUGCAGUUUUAUUUGUUUGAUAUUCAUGUUCAUUUCUUGCAAAAACAAAUCUAUUGUUGCUAGGUAGAUCACACACAUACUGCAUGGAGUCAGAAGUUAUUCCUUGUAUUUUGUUAAAUGUUAACCGUAUCAAUAGUGUUUCUAAUAAAAGUUGUAGAUCUUAA
Messenger RNA from Zootermopsis nevadensis, 7980 nucleotides. The record is from RefSeq and is a predicted model, not a curated record. NCBI's taxonomy places the organism in Eukaryota, Metazoa, Arthropoda, Insecta, Blattodea, Termopsidae.